Zymoseptoria tritici IPO323 is the source of this 731-nucleotide messenger RNA. RefSeq lists its product as uncharacterized. The record is from RefSeq and is a predicted model, not a curated record. Bases 90 to 551 code for a protein of 153 amino acids. The transcript has 2 exons. Lineage: Eukaryota; Fungi; Ascomycota; Dothideomycetes; Mycosphaerellales; Mycosphaerellaceae.
GAACGACGCCAGCAUGCCGUACAUGCUCCACUCUGCUGGCGCCAUCGGAUGCACUGUCGUCGAGGUUGACAGCUCGCAACUCCUGGAAGAUGCUCGGAGCUGAAGGGCGACGGGAGGCGCAGGCGGGACAGUGUGGACUCGAGUCUCUGACGGAAAAUCUGCUCGGACUCGUGGAGGUGGGCAAUGAGUUGAGGGUGCAGCAAACGUUCCACGAACUCUCUAGUCGUGAGUUUCCGAACCUUUUCUUCGGACCUUUCGUCACGGAACCUCAAACGCCAACGAUAUCGCAUUGGCCACCGAGUUCCCACAUCUUACCACUACACUCUUCACCCCGCUACCCAACGCUACGUCUCCGUCCUCCCCACUUCCACCGUCCGACUUUCACCUUGCCAUCGCCAACCGGGUACCGCCUUCGACCUUGCUUGCGACCGGUAGGUACGCGUAGAACUUGGGCUGCCAUCGUGACAGCUGUUGCGAAGUCGAGGGACACGCAGAUAGCUUCGGAAGCUUGGGGCAGGACUUGGGCAGCGCUCAGAAAGGAGAAGGUAUGAGGUCGAACGGGGCUGAAUACCAGGCGUUCAAGGUUGGAUCAGGAGACGGCCACGAGGCAUGGGAUAUUCGCUGCAUUGAGGCCGUUCUUGCGAGCACUUUCUGGUUUCCGGUGGAUGAUGCUAGGAUUUCAGUGCCUUGGACAUGUUCAUGGGUACGCGAGGGAAUGAGAGCUCGCCGAA